Messenger RNA from Hyaloscypha bicolor E, 849 nucleotides. Its product is annotated as glia maturation factor beta. Gene Ontology annotation, biological process: actin filament debranching; negative regulation of Arp2/3 complex-mediated actin nucleation. The record is from RefSeq and is a predicted model, not a curated record. The coding region runs from base 80 to 508 and encodes 142 amino acids. Gene Ontology annotation, cellular component: actin cortical patch. Lineage: Eukaryota; Fungi; Ascomycota; Leotiomycetes; Helotiales; Hyaloscyphaceae. The transcript has 4 exons. Gene Ontology annotation, molecular function: actin binding; Arp2/3 complex binding.
CGACAAGGCUGCGACCUGGAGAAGCAGCCCAUUACAAUUUUCACUCACCACAGCACCAGCUGUGAAGUAAUUCUUCACCAUGUCCUCCGAAUCCAGACUCUACACCUUCAGUCAAGAGACCAAAGACCACCUUCGAAAGUUCCGGCUUGGGACCUCUCGUGCCAAUGAUCCCCAAGCAGUGAUCUAUAUGAUCGAUAAACACACGCUGGAGAUCAAGCAGGAUGAAGAGAAGACGGUAUACAAGAACCUGGAGGAGAUAGGAGAUGAUCUGCCUGACCACUCGCCGAGAUUUGUCCUGUUAAGCUAUCCAAUGACCUUGCCUUCUGGACGAUUAUCAGUGCCUUAUGUGUUGCUAUACUACCUUCCAGUCACUUGCAAUGCCGAGCUGAGGAUGUUGUAUGCUGGUGCGAAGGAGUUGAUGAGGAAUACGGCUGAGGUGGGGAAGGUUAUCGAGAUUGAUUCUGCGGAUGACUUAGAGGACUUGCCCGAGAAGUUAGGUGCUGCGUAGGCUCCAAAUACGAAUUCAACGGCUGCCUCGAGCGCCUUGAUCUUCUAUGCCCAGGUGGGUCUGAAACAAACAUUUUGAUGGCUGUCAUCAUCGACUUUCAGCAAGUGCUAGGCCCCCUUUCAUAUUACAUUCUCUGUUCCGCAGCUUCAGCACUCGUUUCAACGAAAUCUACUUUUAACAGUAUCCAAUUCACUAGAAGUCAUGGUCUGCUUCUGGGGUUCUGUCAUGAACGCAGCUAUUGAAUCAAGAUGCAAGCUAGAUCUUGGGCUACGCCACAGCUUCGAAUAGUCUGCUUGACUGCCACAUGAACGAGCCUCAAAUUGGCAAUUCUGCCAUGAACC